CGCCGGAUGAAGCGACUAUGAGUGAGCAGAGUUGGUAGGGCAUCGCAUUCGAUCUUCUGCCGCUCUCGUGUUUUCAACACACAAAACACGCAUUUGAAUAAGAAACUAGCCGCUUUCUUCUCUGUCUCCGAUCAUGUGAAGAAUCCUCAAAACCCAUUGAAAAUCGACUUCAAAUCAACUCAAAAUGGCAUCGUUUGGAUUAACUUUGUACUCUUUCGUCUACAUUGGUUUGCUGUUUUGUGGGUUUUGUUUAGCUGGUGACCCGUUUGCAAAUUUCGAACUCGACUUCUCUUAUAUUACAGCUUCUCCACUUGGUGUUCCUCAACAGGUGAUUGCAGUGAAUGGAAAGUUUCCAGGUCCAACCCUAAAUGUUACAACAAAUUACAAUGUAGUUGUCAAUGUCAAUAACAGAUUGGACGAAAGCCUCCUUGUUACAUGGCCUGGAAUAGAAAUGAGGAGAACUUCUUGGCAAGAUGGAGUUCUUGGCACCAAUUGUCCAAUUCCUGCAAAAUGGAACUGGACUUAUCAGUUUCAAGUCAAAGAUCAAAUCGGAAGCUAUUAUUAUGCUCCAUCUAUUAAUUUUCAAAGAGCUUCAGGUGGAUUUGGUGGAUUUAUCAUCACAAACCGAAAAGUUAUUUCAUUGCCAUUCAAUACCCCUGAUGGAGAUAUUGUCAUUACUAUUGGUGAUUGGUAUACACGAAACCAUAAGGAAUUAAGAGCUUCACUUGAUGCUGGAAAGGAACUCGGUAUGCCAGAUGGAGUUCUCAUUAAUGGCAAAGGACCUUUUCAAUAUAACUCCUCUGUUCCAGAUGGAAUUGAACACGAGACACUUAAUGUCGAUCCAGGGAAAACUUACCGAAUUCGUGUGGUAAAUGUUGGAAUUUCAACUUGUUUAAAUUUCAGAAUCCAAAGUCACAAUUUAAUUUUAGCAGAAACAGAAGGACAUUACACAUCCCAACAAAACUAUUCAAGUUUAGACAUCCACGUAGGCCAAUCCUAUUCCUUUCUCGUUACAAUGGACCAGAAUGGAACCAGUGAUUACUACGUUGUCGCAAGUGCAAGAUUUGUAAACCAAUCGGAAUGGAAUCAGGUCACAGGCGUCGCUAUUUUGCACUACUCAAAUUCCAAAUCCCGGGCAGCUGGUACCCUGCCCGACCCGCCCAACGAUUCAAACGAUAAUUCCUUUGCAGUAAAUCAAGCCAUGUCCAUCAGGAUGAACGUCACCGCAAGUGGGGCCCGCCCAAACCCGCAAGGGUCGUUUCGAUACGGGUCGAUAAAUGUGACGGAUGUGUAUGUGUUGAAAAGCGUGCCACCUGUCAUGAUUAAUGGGAAGAAAAGGGCGACAUUUAAUGGGAUUUCGUUUGUGAAUCCUGAAACGCCUGUGAGGCUUGCAGAUAAUUAUAAAGUCAAGGGGUCUUAUAAACUUGAUUUUCCGAAUAUGCCCUUGGAUAGACCUCCUACGAUGGAUAGAUCGCUUAUUAAUGCUACGUAUAAAGCUUUUGUGGAAAUCGUAUUGGAAAAUAAUGAUACUGUUGUUCAAAGCUUUCAUAUGGAUGGGUAUUCGUUUUUUGUUGUCGGGAUGGCAUAUGGGGAAUGGACAGAAAACAGUAGGGGUUCUUAUAACAGAUGGGAUGCAAUAGCACGCUCUACAACUCAGGUUUUUCCGGGAGGGUGGACGGCGAUUCUUGUGUAUCUUGAUAAUGUUGGAGCGUGGAAUCUUAGGGCAGUCAAUCUUGACCGGUGGUAUUUGGGUCAAGAAACUUAUAUGCGAAUUAUAAACCCUGAAGAUGAUGGUCAAAAGACUGAAAUGCCCCCACCUGGAAAUGUCUUGUUUUGUGGUGCUCUUGCUCAUUUUCAAAAACCACAAAGAAUAUCGACUUCAGAUGCUUUGAGGAUAGAAGGAUUGCUGAAACUGAAAUCUAAGAUUCUAGUGGUGUUUGUUGUUGUUAUUUAUAUGAUGAUUUGAGGGUUGUUUCUAAGAGGUGGGAUUUAGUUUAAUUGUUCAAAAGAGAUUGCUUUUGGGGUGAAUUAGGGAU
Lactuca virosa is the source of this 2036-nucleotide messenger RNA. NCBI's taxonomy places the organism in Eukaryota, Viridiplantae, Streptophyta, Magnoliopsida, Asterales, Asteraceae. The record is from the annotation of a GenBank genome assembly.